Plutella xylostella (diamondback moth) is the source of this 3580-nucleotide messenger RNA. The record is from RefSeq and is a predicted model, not a curated record. NCBI's taxonomy places the organism in Eukaryota, Metazoa, Arthropoda, Insecta, Lepidoptera, Plutellidae.
AUCACUACACUUUAAAUGUCAGAUUUGUCAUUCAUACACAUUUUUUAAUAAUAUGUCGAUUGUUUUCUAAAAUACUCUUUCGUAUUGCAGCCACUAUUUACAGCUAAAAACCAUUAAUUAAAACAAUUUAGUGAUGGAGCUAAAUAUUAGAUAGUGCAGCCGAAUUCUAUGGAACAAACUUGCACACCAAACAAGGCGGCAUUUAAUUUAUUCAGCGUACUUGGACGGGCAUGAUUACCAAUGAGGAGAUGUGACAGUGACUUGUGCCGAGUCCGCUACAAACGAAGUCCUCCGCAGGACGGAGACGGAGAGGAGGACAGGCUCAUUAUAGACUCACUGUCCAGUCUCAGUGACGACCACUUCAAUAACGUUAACAUCUCGUGCGGCGCGUGCGCGAUGUUUCCUUCGUGCAUGUCGCUGCUGUCGCGGCGCGAGGGGCGUCCCACGCCGGCUCCGGGGCACGCGCCCGUCACGCUCAACGUUUAUGACAUGUACUGGACUAACUGGUACACGGCGGGUGCAGGGCUGGGCGUGUUCCACAGCGGCGUGCAGGUCCACGGCUGUGAGUACGCGUACGGGGGGCACCCGUACUCGUUCACGGGAGUGUUUGACAUCACGCCGCGCGAUGAGCGGGAGCUGGGGGAGCACUUUCGGUUUCGACAGAGUGUGUUGAUCGGCUACACCCGCUUCUCCGAGGAGGAGGUGCGGCGCCUGGUGGCCGAGCUGGGCAAGCAGUUCCGCGGGGACCGAUACCACUUAAUGAACAACAACUGCAAUCACUUCACGUCGGCUUUCUGUCUGGCGUUAUGCAACCAGGACAUCCCGGCGUGGGUGAACCGGCUCGCGUACGUGAGCUCGUGCGUGCCCUUCCUGCAGCGGUGCCUGCCCAAAGAGUGGCUGACCCCUGCCGCGCUACAGCACUCUUUGGCGGCGCAUUCUCGCUCCUCUUCGCCACAAACGCCUCAAUAGCAUUAUGACGGCGGCGUGCGCUGGCGUCGGGCCGCGAUCAGACGAUCAAACCGUAGAUCUAAUUAAUGUAAGAAUAAACUUGGCGUAUUGUCAAACGAAGUCCAAGCGCUCGCCGCUAGAUGGAGCUACCACGUUUUUUAAAUAAUAUAUUUACUUAAUAAAUUUAGUUUCGGAUAUCAUUUCUGCUUUUAUUUUUAGUUUGCUUUUUUUAUGAUUUACCUAGGUAGUAUCAGUCGAGAAGUCGGCAGUCAACAGAUAAAUAUUUUCUCUGAAUUUCAAUUAUAAAAUUCUAUGCCGUGCAAUCUCGUUUAAAUAAUCAUGUUUAAAUAAUUCUCGAGUUUGACAAUGCGCCAAAGAUACUUUUUAUAUCUCCUAAAUAAAAUAAGAGUUAAGUUCGUCCCUAUAGCUAGAGCUUGAACAUAAUACGAUUCUUUAGAAUGUCAGAAUAAAGAAUCAUGUCAUGUUACCCUCAUAGGGACUGUUAAAAUUUACAUUACUACCGUCUGCGUUACACAAACACCCAUUUUAUAUUUAGGUUGUUUUUAACUGGAUAAAGGAUCUAGUAAGUGAAUAUCACCAGAUAUGUUUGCAGCUACCACCGGUACCAACUAUUACACCGUAACAAUGAGAUUAGUUGCUCCUUGCUUGCUAUUCUCUAAUUUAAUCAUUUUGGAGAAUCUCCGGUAUAAAUUCAUUUUAAACUCAUAAUUAUGCAUUGAACUUGUAUGCAUACAUGCACGUUUAUCUUGAUGAUAUAAUAAUUUUCAUAAAGUUUUACAAACUUAUGAAUCUAUUAACUGCUGCGGUAGUAAUGUGUUGUGUACUCCUUACUUAUAAUAAAGGUAUAACACCCCAAAACUAACAAAUGAAACUUCAUGGUCUAAAUUCAAAUAUUUGUUGUACCUAUUCUUGGUAAAAACUUGCCUACACCUACAAUAAUAAUCAGCAUCUUGACAGUACAGAUCACAGACACAAUGAGUUAUUAAUUUAAAGGGUGUUAUCACUUUUAUUACUUAGUCCAGGGGGGUAAUCUUUUGUGCCACUACACCCUUGUGUUUCAUAUAAGGAGUGAACUUUGAAUUUUCUAUAUUAAAUUGAAAAUUUAGGAUAAUAUACUAAUAUAGGGAAUUAAUGGAGAAAAAUGUACUUGUCGUCCAUAAUAACUUAAAUACAAUCGCUAUUAAGACCCUUGUUAAAUGUAUAACAUUAAACUUAAAUUUCAAGCAGUUAAUUAAGUUUGUAUGUUAUUUAUGGGACAAAAGCAUUUUUAAUUUUGAACUCGUGUUACGUUCACAUACAAAUCUAUCCUAUAACAUAAUGAUGAUGAUGAUAAUAAUAAUGAAACACACAAUAACAAUAACAUAGUUUUAGAAUUCAGUGAUAUAAUUGGUAAAAUUUUUCCAAGUUAGUGACUAAUACAGAAUCUUGAAUUUUUAUUUCACCGCACGAAUUACACAACGUGAAUGCUUUGCCCUAUAAAAUGAAAUAACCGUUGAGUAUUUAAGUAAAACCUUCAUAAACUUACGGAUCUCCAAAAUAUCUGCAAAGCAUAAUUUAAAAGGUUUAUUGUCGGUACUUUUUUAUUCGAUAAGGAUAAUCCAUCAACUAAUGAAUACUAACAUCAUAACUAGGUUAAUUGGUUUAUACACAUAUACGUUAAUUAAACCGCCCUAUCGAAUAAAAUAAAUCUACAUUUGUUUUUAGAUAUAAUGAUUGUUAUAUUAAAUUAAUUUGAUGUAAAAAAACUAUGGGAAUUUACUCUAUACCUAAGUAGUUAAUUUUAAGACUUUUUAUGGGCGAUAAUGAUGACGAAAAUAUUUUUUAUGUUGUUGUUAUCACCAUCUAAAAUAAUAAGAUUUGCAAACAUAAAAGUUACAUAAAAUAUAAUAACUUUUUUACUAUUUACUUUUUAUGGUUUUAAAUCAAUUUUGCUAACAUGACAAUAACUUGUGUUUUGCACUUUUUCUAAGCGAUUCUGGAUUGGCCAUUUUAGUUUAUAGUCUUUGAUUUUAGUUUUUAGAUAUUAUCCAAAGCAUUUUUAGUAUUAGUUAUAUAUGUUUUAACAACUUACUGUAUACAUACACCGUUUUACGUGUGCGCGAAUUUGGUUGUCGUGUUUAGUGUGUGCAUUUAUUUUAACAUAAUUAUAUAGUCUUUUAGUUUUUAUGACUCAGCCUAAAAAGACAAAUACCAAGUUGAAUUUAAAAACCCUCGGCUGGACUUUUGAAAGAGGUCAACAAUUUUAUUUAUGUUUGAUAAAUUGAACAUUAAAUAGCGCUGAAAUAAAUCACUGUUAUUGAGUCUCACUUUAAAAUGUAAAACAUCUCUUUGUGAAAACCAAAAUGCUCUUAAUCGAAAAUAACAAUAAUUACGUAAAUUAUUCCAGACAGUUUUGUUUUGUAGUUAGGUAACAGUACCACUACCAUGACUGCCUCUCAAAGAUAUUCAUUCUAUGUUUAGUAGUAAAAUUAUGAUUAUGAACUUAUGAUUUCAGCUUGGUUUUUGGUUAAAGAAUACAUAACAUUUGGUUUCAACAUAUUUGUAAAACUGUUUACUUAUACCAUCGUGUACUUUAUAAAGUUAUGUAAUAAAAUAUAUUGAAGUUUCUGAA